AUGACCAUCACCGCGGUGCAGACCCUCCUGCCGGGUCGCUUUGCAGUCAAUUCAACUGAGAGACGAGUCGAGAAGCCGCCACCACAGGUGUACAGUGUGCCUGACUUCCCCUUCAAGGGCUACCAACCGCCGCAGCCCGAGGGAUACGCGCAGAGUCAAGCCCAUCCCGACACGAGCGCCAUCGUCAUCGACAAUGGCGCCCACCUCGUCAAGGCUGGUUGGUCGUUCGACCAAAGUCCGCGAUUCGUCCUGCCUCCCGUUAUGAGCCGCUACCGCGAUCGCAAGCUCAAUCGCCAAUGCCACUUCAUCGGAAAUGAUGCCUAUGUCGAUGCGACCACGCGCGGCCAGCUUCGAAAUGCAUUCGACCCGGGUUCCAGUGUGGUGGGGAACUGGGAUGUCAUGGAGGGUAUCCUGGACUAUAUUUUCCUCAAGCUCGGUGUGGAUGGCGCCAACGGGGGAGUCGACCGUCCGGUUUUGAUGACUGAGCCAAUCGCCAGUCCCAGUUAUCCUCGCAAGAUGAUGAACGAGAUCCUGUUCGAAUGCUACUCAGCACCGUCGGUGGCGUACGGUGUCGACUCCCUGUUCGCUUAUCGAUACAACAAGGGAAGUGACGGACUGGUCGUGUCCUCGUCGCACACCUCGACUCACGUUAUCCCUGUCUUGAAUUCCAAACCUCUUCUCUCGAACUGCUCGCGGCUGAAUUGGGGCGGGCUGCAUAGCGCUGAAUACCUCCAAAAACUCAUGAAGCUCAAAUAUCCUACCUUCCCGGCACGUAUGACGGAACACCAGAUGGAGGACAUGGUUCACAAACACUGCUACGUCUCCCAGGACUAUGACCGCGAGCUCGGUGGAUACUUGGAUUGGACAGGGCUCGAGGACCGCAAUCAUGUCGUGCAGUACCCCUUCACCGAGCAUGUCGUACCUGAGAAGACGGAAGAAGAACUUGCGCGCAUCGCCGAGCGCAAGAAGGAGAGCGGUCGUCGAUUGCAAGAACAAGCCGCCAAGAUGCGGCUGGAGAAACUUGUGAAAAAAGAGCAGGAGCUGGAAUACUGGAAAGACCUGCAGCAAACUCUAGCAUCGGAAACGAAGAAAGAAGUACGCCGUAUUUUGGAGGCGGAGGACCUCAAAGACGAAGCUCAGCUGGAACGACAGAUUCGGGAUUUGGAAAAAUCCAUUAAACGCUCUCGCAACCGUGACUUGGGUAUUGAGGAAACAGAAGAACAGCCAGAGGAAAUGUCGUUUCCGAUGCUUGAUGUGCCCGACGAGCAACUCGACGAGGCCGGCCUCAAAGAAAAGCGACACCAGCGCCUCAUGAAAUCCAACGUGGAAGCCAGACAACGUGCCAAAGAUGAGAAAGAACGCGAAAAAGCUCGCCGAGAGGAGGAAGAGCGUUUGGAUCGCGAGAAGCGCGAAAAUGAUUUUGAGAACUGGAUCGCUCAACGGCGAGCCAACCGCCAGAAUCUUCUUCAAAAAAUCAAAGACCGGGACCGCAUGAAGGCCGAUCUGGGUAACCGUAAAUCGCUUGCCAGCCAAAUGCGCAUGAAGACGCUGGCCAACCUGGCAGCCGAAGGCCCCAGGAAGCGGCGGCGCGGCGGCGAUGACGAUGACUUUGGGGCCAACGACGACGACUGGGGCGUUUACCGGACCGUGGCAACGGGCGAAGCGAGCGAUGAAGAAGAGGAAGAGGAUCUCGGUGGAAUGCUGAAUGGCGUGGAGCAGGAACUGCUGGAGUACGAUCCUGAUUUCACCGAGAAUCACACGCUGGCGGCACAGUCGGACUGGACCAAGAGUCUUGUGCAUGCAUUCCUGCGUGGGCCAUGGCCUUUCGACCCGGAGAGCCAGCGCGAGGCUCACCAGUUGCACCUCAAUGUCGAGCGCAUCCGUGUGCCGGAAGUUGUCUUCAAGCCCUCUAUUGCCGGUGUUGACCAGGCCGGUCUGAUCGAAAUCGCGGCCAACAUUGUCAACCAGCGCUUUUCCAGUCCCGAAGACCAGUCGCGUCUUCUCAAAGAUGUAUUCCUGACGGGCGGCAACUCACUCUUUACUGGAUUCGAAGACCGCUUCCGCAACGAGUUGCGCGCGUUUCUUCCCGUGGAUGCGCAGCUUGGUGUGCGCCGGGCCUCAGACCCCGUCCUUGAUGCGUGGAAAGGUGCCGCGCAAUGGGCUGCUGGUGGUGAGCUGGGCAACUUUUCGGUCACGCGACAGGAAUACUUGGAGAAGGGCAGCGAGUAUAUGAAGGAGCAUGAUCUGGGCAACAUUUCAUGGUGA
Molecule: messenger RNA, 2265 nt
Organism: Penicillium alfredii
Lineage: Eukaryota; Fungi; Ascomycota; Eurotiomycetes; Eurotiales; Aspergillaceae
Product: actin-related protein ARP5
Exons: 5
Coding region: 1-2265 (754 amino acids)
Biological process (GO): regulation of DNA-templated transcription
Cellular component (GO): cytoplasm; Ino80 complex
Source: RefSeq, a predicted model, not a curated record